This is a messenger RNA of Xenopus tropicalis (tropical clawed frog), 1923 nucleotides long. RefSeq names its product transmembrane p24 trafficking protein 6 (gene tmed6). NCBI's taxonomy places the organism in Eukaryota, Metazoa, Chordata, Amphibia, Anura, Pipidae. The record is from RefSeq and is a predicted model, not a curated record. Bases 176 to 886 code for a protein of 236 amino acids. Gene Ontology annotation, cellular component: cytoplasm; membrane; endoplasmic reticulum membrane. The transcript is spliced from 4 exons.
CUGCCUGUGUGAAUUGUACAGGUGUUUAAAAAUGUUCCAUCUCCUUUAAUUGGCUGUAGCAGGUGCUACGCCUUGUCAGUUUGUCAAGCAGAGGCUGCUUGGUUAGGUUAAUGAUUGCCACGCUUCUCUAGGUCCUCAUCUGCUGCAUUCAUUGCAUCUCAGGCUGCCCUUAAUCAUGCUUCCAGUUGUGGUGUUCCUACUGGCCCAUUUAUUGUUUAGUACUGCCCAGAAGUCUGAGCCACUUAGUGAUCCCAAUGCCCAGUCUUUGUUUCGUGGUGCCGACCGGUAUGAUUUUGCUGUCCUGCUGGGCCCUGGAGGAACCGAAUGCUUCUGGCAUUUUGCUCAUCAGGAGGGCUACUUCUACUAUGGAUAUGAGGUUCAGUGGACAUCAGGGAUAAUGCAGAACAGACAUGUUACUGCCUCAGCUUUUACUCCAGAAGGCUUCCAGAUUGAGCAAUCACAGGACACUCGCGGUCAAAUUAACUUCAAGACAAAAGAGACUGGAUUUUAUCAGAUUUGUGUGAACAACUGGCAAAAUAGUUUUGGUCAAGCACAGGUCUACCUAAAUUUUGGGGUAUUUUAUGAUGGUGUUGGGCCAGAACAUGUAGAAGACCAAAAACAGAAGUUAAAUGACACCCUAGUGACUAUUGAGGAAAGUGCACAGAUUGUACAGAACCGCGUGCUUCAUAUGUGGCGAUAUUACAACUUUGCAAGGAUGAGGAAAGGGUCUGAUUACUACAUCCUCUUAUCAAAUUAUCACUACGUGAACUGGUGGUCUGCUAGCCAAAGUGUGCUAAUUGUGGCCUCAGGAGUCCUGCAGCUUUACUUCCUGAAACGUCUCUUUAACGUGAAAACAACAACAGACUCACAAAAACCCCGAUGUUAAGUGAACACAAACAGCAGUUGAAGAUUACUCUUUAUAGCCCAAUACGCAAAAAUGAACACGCAAACAAGAUUCUCAAAGAGGACAUCAUCUAGGCAGGCUAGCAAGGGAUGUUACUGUUGAUGCUGAUUGGGCACAUUUUGGUUGUUGCAUAGCAUCUGCCUACAAAAUCUAAACCUUCUAACCUAAAGCCAGAUUGAUACCUGUUUCUUGUCCAUUAAAUAGCCUUUGGGCCAUAUGGAAAUCAAGUGAUCAAAGAAUAGGAACAUUUGUUGCUAUAAACUGAACAAAAAGUUGAACAUCUCAUAUAUGAAAACAAGUUAUUAAAACAAGUUAACUGUCACAUUAAUGUACAAUGUACAGAUAACCAUGAAAUAAAAACAAAUGGAAUUUGUAUGCAUGUUUUAUUGACCCUUAGAUAACGUAUAUAAACUGACCCCAUAAGCCCUGUCACACAAAUAAAGGUAUUUUCUUUUUUUUAAUUAUAGAAGGCUUCUUAGAGAUGAUGGCAAAUUUCCUAAGUGCCAAAGCAUUAUCCCUUCCCUUUUAUUCUUUCUACUUCUUUUUCUGCUAUUCCUUUGUUUUUUUCCUCCUACAAUUUCCCGUGCUUAAAUAUAUUAACCUUUUUUUCUUCUUUUACUAUUUUUUUAAAUUUUAUCACACUAAUUUCCCCUUUUUCUUGAUCUUCCCAUUGUCCUUUUCUCUCAUUCAACUCUUGCACCCUAUGACUUCUCCCUUGCCCCAUUCCACUCUCUUCCAUUUUUUUUAAUGCUCUCUACUUCUCCCUUUCUUUUGCGUUUGCAUUCUUCCUGUCCACUUUUUUUUUUUUUUUUUUACAAGGAGCUUCUGUCUCCAUACAUGUUGUUGUAUCCAGAAAUACUAAUACAAAAAGAUUGCAAAUUGCUAUUAAUUGAUAGUACACUAGGGAGUUGUUGAAUAUCUUUGAUUGGUUUCAAGUUUACUGUCAGUUAACACCUCUUUAUUGCUUACAGCUAAAGUUACCCAGAGGAAUGCCUAUAUAGUUCUUUAAAAAAAAAAAA